AUGAAUAUCAACUCCAUCCAAGACAACAUUUUCGAAAAUCCUUUAGACACACUUUUGUUGCCGUUGAACAACGACAUUCCCGCUGGUCUUUUAAAACACUUUUGCUCGACGUUGAACACGCCGGAACAGAUCUCCAAAAACACUGAAAUGAUCUUUUCGUUUUACAUUGAGCACGAGAAGAUUAAAGAUCUGAUUGAUUAUUUGAUUGAUCGUGAGAUUGAGGAGUGUUUCCGAACGCCGAGUUCUAUCUUCCGUCGGAACUCGAUAUUCACUCGAAUCAUUCGAGUUUUCCUCGACAACGAACUGAAAUUGUUUUUGAAAGAGAUAGUAGCGAUCGUUCAGAAGUUCAUGAAGCAGAUCAAAUUCAAGUUAGUCAUCGGUAACGUCUUAAGUCCCGAUGUCGACAAAUCCGUCGAGAAGAUGGCCCAGAUCAUUGAAGCUGUUCUUCAACACAUUGUCGAGUGCAAAACCUUUCCGCCGGGGUUCACGUAUUUCAUGUCGAAAGUGUCUCAAGAGCUUCACAAGAGAACUCCUUCGGUUGAGUUGUCAGCGCUGAAGAAUUUGAUAUUUUUGCGAACGAUCAAUUCUGCGUUAGUCCAUUCGCAAUCGAAAAGCCAACAAGACGGUGACUCAAUGAAAACGUUAUCUGUUGCUUUCCAAUGGUUUGUAGGGGACUCCGGAGACAACGGGAUCUCCCCAUCACAAAAUUGGAAACAACUGUUGAUGGAAAAGAUGAAGGGAUUAAGAGAACAAGUCGACACGUGGUUAACGUCCCUCAGAGAUUUACAAUUGGAUCAACCAGUCGAAUUGGUUUGGGUGACACCUGGCGCGUCAAAUGAAUUGCUCCAACGCGUGAAAAACGAAUGGAAAGACGUGUUGGAAUUUUUAUCAAGCGAAAGUCAGGGGUUGAUGGAACUCCACUUCGACUCACAACCAGACACUAAACGAAAAUACACAAAACUGUUGAACGAACUCGACGCAUACUCAAAUGGAAUUGUCAAGGAACACUCGGAAUUAUUAAUGCUCAUGACCGCACUCACUAUGCAAAUUAAAGAUCUUAAGGCUGAGGUAAAGUACUUGAAAAAGGUGUUGGUCGAAAAGGACAAGUCACUCACCUAUUUGCUUGAACAAGAACAACACUAA
Messenger RNA from Entamoeba invadens IP1, 1143 nucleotides. RefSeq lists its product as hypothetical. The record is from RefSeq and is a predicted model, not a curated record. NCBI's taxonomy places the organism in Eukaryota, Evosea, Mastigamoebida, Endamoebidae. Gene Ontology annotation, biological process: regulation of GTPase activity. The transcript is spliced from 2 exons. Bases 1 to 1143 code for a protein of 380 amino acids.